Molecule: messenger RNA, 1914 nt
Organism: Theileria equi strain WA
Lineage: Eukaryota; Apicomplexa; Aconoidasida; Piroplasmida; Theileriidae
Exons: 2
Coding region: 1-1914 (637 amino acids)
Source: RefSeq, a predicted model, not a curated record
AUGAGGAUCUUGGCAUUGCUGUGGACAGUAUACCUGGUGAGAUUGUGUUACGGUGGAGAUGACAAGGUGGACGGAUCCCUAUUUGAUGUAGAGGAAGCAGAACAUCAAUCAGUUCCAGGAGACAAAACCGUAGAGAUUCUACCUUGGGCACAGCUUCCACGACCAUCCUUUGAAUACUACCAUGAUGAAAAUCACAUUAAACUGGUCCUUCCACAAGAGGGUGUGAUAGUGACGAAAAUAUCAGAGAGUAGGAGCGUAUGGACAGGUAAAACCGGAGAAGUCUUGGAAUACGCCAAGGCAUAUCUUAAUAAGGACGGUAAACCAGGCUUUGUUAGAGUCUGGAAGAGGGAUUCCUCAGGUGUAAAGUGCGUAAAUUACACAACAGGUAGGGUCUACGGAUGGUCAGAAUUCAAGGGUGAUAUCAGCAUAAAGAUAAAUCCGCUCAAGGUUCCUGUGGAAAGGAAGGGGGACUUUGUUAUAGACUUGAAGAAGGAUGAAGACACCAAAAAAUGCAGGAUCUUUAGUGUAAAUUUCCUUGGGGUUCCUACUCGCUCAUAUUCUCCCAAACCAGGUUAUUACGCUACUGAGGUCAAGGAUGGUGAUGAGUCCCUCUGGAAAGCCUCUGAAGGCACAGAUGAGAGAUGCCUAUCCUGUGACGUUUACACCAAGGAUGAAGAAAGAAUCCUCUCUAUAACCAAGAAGAAAAAUGAUAAAACGGAUGAUGCUUCCUUUGAGUUUUCUGACGGUGAAUGGAAGCACAUCACUGAAGAUGAGUUUCAUAGGAAGUUUCAGGCCAUGGUAGAUGGACCGUCUCAAGAGCCUGAAAUCUCUGAACAUGAGCCAUUACUGGCAGGUGAAGCGGAGGGCGCUGACUCGACAGUUACAUCAAACGAUUCUGUGAAUGUUGGAAAAGUAGAGGACAAUGAAUCUGAGCACAUUUCCGAAGAAUGUAAGGAUCCUGAAAUAUCUUCCGUACCAGAUACUGAGGCCACUGAACAAGAGUCUACAUAUGUAGGAUUCUCUGAAUCUGGACAAAGUGAUCUAGGGGCUCAGAGUGGACAAACAAAUCAACAAGGAUCUUAUGAUACACAGACAAGUUCCCAAUCUCUAAACAUCCCUGAAGAUCAAGACCCUAUGACAAAUAAUUCUGAAGGUAAUGAUAUAGUCGAUGCAGAUUCUGCUAAAACCACUGAUGAUACUGUGAGAGAAGCCUCGGAAGGGGAAGUUGAAUUGGAAAAGGAAGAUGAUAGAGAAUAUAAAGAACCAAUUUCCGCCACUGAGGAUGUAAUUCAGAACUCUGAACCAAGCACGCCUUCAGAAAAUGCAGCUUUAGAGGAACCUAAUUCCGAAUCUUCCAUAUCCUCGGAUAAAACCCCUGUUGACCCUUCCAAACUGGAUGAGAAUGGAGCAGGUUCAUCGGAGAGUUCUACUGAUGGACAAUCUAAUGAAGUUUCCACAGACGGAUUUAGUGACAAGGCGAAGGAAAUGAUGAAGGGUGAACAAGAAAUUCCAGAUUUUACAUUAAAAACAGCAGAGGAUAAUAAUACCACAGGAGUAUCAGAUUCAACACCAUCCACUCAGGAAGAUAAAGAGCAAAGUGGUGUCUCGGACACACAAUCCAAUGAAGGUUCUGUCAGUGAACCGCAGAAUGGCUCAACUGUAGAAAGUACGAAUCCAUUUGAACCUUCAAAACCUGAUGAUGAACUAAAGGGUGAAGAAGAAUUGCCAGAGGCUUCAGAAUCAACUCCUGGAACAAUGAGCAAUAUUACAAACCUUCUAUCUUCUGCAAAAUCUAGCGUAUCAUCUUCAGACAAAAAUGAGGAAAGUAACAAUACUGCAGACGGUUCAAAUGAUAGUAAGAAUUCGUCAAAACGGGGUGCAUUUAUGAAAUUCCUCUUAGGAUCACGUAAUUAA